This is a messenger RNA of Aedes aegypti (yellow fever mosquito), 1661 nucleotides long. Its product is annotated as deoxynucleoside kinase. NCBI's taxonomy places the organism in Eukaryota, Metazoa, Arthropoda, Insecta, Diptera, Culicidae. Bases 217 to 1002 code for a protein of 261 amino acids. Gene Ontology annotation, biological process: nucleobase-containing compound metabolic process. The transcript has 5 exons. Gene Ontology annotation, cellular component: cytoplasm; mitochondrion. The record is from RefSeq and is a predicted model, not a curated record. Gene Ontology annotation, molecular function: deoxynucleoside kinase activity; ATP binding.
UUCUUGUUUUGAUUUGAUCUGCACACUUUUUCGCAGUCGCAGUUAUCAAGUGCAUAUGGAACUAGACGGCGCUAUUUUGCGAAAUCGGAAAAAUCUAAGAAAAUACGAGUGGUUAAUGUUAAUACCGGUCGCGGAGUGUAAAGAAAGGUUGGGUUGAUUUGCCGCACGAAUGGAAAUUCCUCGCUUUGUGAUAAAUCGGAAGGGAAAAUAGCAACAAUGUUCGCGAACAUUCUAUUUCGACGUACCUUUCUUAACAUGGCGGCUGCCAUCGGACCGGAGCGGCUUGGCGUGGCCGGAAAGAAGCCCUUCACUGUUUUCAUUGAGGGAAACAUCGGCAGCGGAAAGACCACAUUCCUGAACCACUUCGAGAAAUUCAAGGAUAGGGUUUGUCUGCUGACGGAACCUGUGGAAAAGUGGCGGGACUGCGGGGGAGUCAAUCUGCUGGAUCUAAUGUACAAGGAACCGCACCGUUGGGCGAUGCCGUUCCAGACCUACGUUACUUUGACGAUGCUCAACAUGCAUACUUAUCAAACGGAUAAAAGCGUGAAGCUCAUGGAACGGUCCAUGUUCAGUGCCAGAUAUUGUUUCGUGGAAAACAUGCUCGCGUCUGGUAGCUUACAUCAGGGAAUGUACAAUAUUCUACAAGAGUGGUAUGAGUUCAUCCAUGCCAAUAUACACAUUCAAGCAGAUUUGAUAGUUUAUUUACGAACUAGUCCGGAAAUCGUUUAUGAGCGAAUGAAAAAGCGCGCAAGAUCGGAAGAAAGUUGCGUUCCGUUAAAAUAUCUACAAGAACUACACGAGCUGCAUGAAAACUGGCUAAUCCACGGAACUUUCCCGAGAGUAGCCCCGGUCCUCGUUUUGGAUGCAGACUUAGACUUGCACAACAUCAGCUCAGAAUACAAGCGAUCCGAAACCAGCAUUCUCAAGCCUAUUCUCAUAGAUAAUACCAACCAGCAUCCCAUUCUUGCAUCACCCAGCAAACGAUCGAGAACUGAAUUCUAAUUUAUAAUAAUUUAUAUUUCGCUAGUUCUUCUUGAUACUUCAGUGCGGUAUCAAGAUAUAGAUGAUUUAGGACUUAACAUAGUAUAAGAGUGCAAAUGUUAUAUUAUUACGAUUGUAGAAUACGAUUAACACAUUCACACGCAAACACACACAAUAUGGUUAGCCAAAGAAACAAGCAAAUUAUUGCCCAUCCUUUUCAGGAUGGCCAAACAAAAUAGAACCGAACCGUGUUAAAACAGUUUUCGAUAAUACGAAACCGAAUCAGCUUUCUAAAAUGGUAUCUCCAAAUUACAAAUAGUAACAGCAGACGACGUUCGAGCAAUGCUCGAACAGGGCUAUACUAAAUUCAUGUUCUACAGUAAUAGGUAACUUAACGCUAUUUAUUAGUAUUAAUUUGCUUUUAAGAUGCUAACGGAAGUGUAAUGGAAAUUGAUAAGUAUUUGGUUUAGUUACUACUAGACGAUACUUCUGAUUCAUGUCAUUUCCACAUCACAUAGCGACAAAGUAUGAGUGCGAAUAAUUUGGUCAAGGGUCUUCAACUUUGAAUCAUGUUUAGUAAAUAACUUUUGAUAUCCGAGGGUAUGCAAUAUUGUACAUAUGUACACACUUUUGUGUUCAAUUGUAUAAAACUGGAUUUUGAAUAAAUGUCAGUGAAAAGA